Molecule: messenger RNA, 2059 nt
Organism: Chara braunii
Lineage: Eukaryota; Viridiplantae; Streptophyta; Charophyceae; Charales; Characeae
Source: the annotation of a GenBank genome assembly
UAAACACACACACACACACACACACACACACACACACACACACACACACACACACAGAGGGUAUCUGCUGUUCACCUUGGCGGAUGAAAGCAGCAGCGAUGGCGGCCCUGCUCAAGACGAGGAAGACGGCUCUCUGUUUGUGCCUGGUCGGGCUGAGUACGUUGAUUCUAGCGACGACGUCGGUGACAGCGCAGGAGGAGCCGAUUGCGGUCGCGACGGCGAGCGCCAGCGCUCCCGCCGCCGGCGCCUCCGACGAGUUCGUCGCCGCUGUUGUGAGUAAUCCCGAUCUCUCGCUGCUGACGAAAUCGUUACAAGACACUGGUUUGGACGGGCCCCUGUCGGAACUGGUCGCGAGCGGGGUCACGGUGUUCGCACCCACCAACGCCUCGUUUCUCUCCCUGGGUUCGAGGCUUCUGGAGUGCCUGACCACGGAACCCGGCCGGUCGGAGAUCCUCAGGCCUAUCUUGCUCCACCACGUGUUGAUGGGAAAGUUCACCGCCGAGAGCUUGACGACUAUGGGCACCGCGUUCUUAGACUCGUUGUACGGGUCCCGACUGUUGAUCUUGCAGGCGGUGGCCGAUGGGACGGUGAGAGUGGAUAACGCGAACGUCAUCGCUGCGGAUGCCAUCAGCAGUACCACGUCGGUAGCGCACGUGAUCGACGCCGUGCUCGUCCCAGCGGAGGUCAUUCCGGAUAUCAGGCGGAUAUGCCUGGUCUAAGGCGGAGGCGACGGCGGAGGCGUCGGCGGAGGCGUGGGCAGAGGAGGCGGAAAGCUCGUCUGGUGGGAAGCGGACAAUGUCGAGGCAGCAGGAGAAUAUAUACUCAGCUGUCGUUACGGUAAUGAAUUUACUAAACGGGAAUAUUUGGAAGACAAAGGGAGGAGGAGGAGGAGGAGGGGGAGGAGGAGGAGGAGGAGGAGGAGAGGCAUAAGGACCUACCUACCUUGUGCUCUGCUAGGCUCUCCGCUCGUCAGCUUGUCCUGCCCCGAUAUGCUCUCCUCUAGACUUCGUGAGACUUCUGCUCUGCUCUUACCUAUCACCCUAUCUCUUCUGCUGUGGAUUUGGAAGGAGAAGGAGAAGGGGCUGUGCUGUGUUGUCAUCUGUGAAUCGAUCUGCUCUCUGCUGUGGACUUGGUGGUUUCUCUGCUCUGCUCCUAUCUUACCUAUCUGCUCGACUCCGGAUGAUGGUCGCUGGACUAACAGCUCAAGCCUCAAAGAACUGCGGAGCUGUGCUUGACGUGUUUGGUGGCAGUGAAGAUUCCACUCUGCGCACAUUUCACCUCUGCUCCGCUGUGGACUUGGCUUCGCUCGGCUCUACUCUGCUCUGCUUCCACGUGCUCUGCUCGGCUUCGAUCUUCGCCGCUCUGGAUGCUAAGAGCCGUUGAGUGCUCGAGCUGCAGCUCGAAAAAGGAACAGUUUUACUGCUGAUUGGCGCCCGAUGUCAUUAGACAAACUAGUAUAUAGAUUUUGGGCUGCGAGUGGAGGAUUGAUUGGCUAUUGGCUGUGCUGGAAGGAGGUUAUUCUUGCAAAUUGCCAUGCCAUCCUGGACGCUGUUGCGGUGUCACAGUGGCCAUCGUUACCUCAGGAAUCCGGUUGUAUUGAUCACGGUAGCCGUUGGGUGAUGACGGGACUGCAGCUCCACUCCUGGUACUAGACUAUGACGGAACUCCUAUGUAGAGUAUUUGCGGUCGCUUAUCGAUGGUACAUCGACAGCACGAGCUGUCAAUGUACUUGGGACGUGUACAAAUGUUCUUCUCUCGCAGUCAGUUCGAUCAUCUAUCGUCGACGAAAGCAACUUUUUUGCCGUGACUGAAUCCUUCUCCCAAGUUCUUUCAGUUCUGAAGUCGGUGUGAGCUUACGUACCGUGUCAGCCUGUGUGUGUUUGUCAUUGUAUUAUCUGCCAAUCGCUCGUGGAGAGUGGACUUGUAGAUGAUGCACGAUUUCCUGUGCAUUCUGAAGCUAGUAUCUUUCCUGUGGAAAUUCAGUUUUUCUGAUCAUGGAUAUUUCAAUGUGUUAAGAAAUGGAGGACAACUUCGGAUGAAGUACGACUCUUUGGCCCAG